Molecule: messenger RNA, 3884 nt
Organism: Numida meleagris (helmeted guineafowl)
Lineage: Eukaryota; Metazoa; Chordata; Aves; Galliformes; Numididae
Product: rap1 GTPase-activating protein 1-like
Exons: 23
Coding region: 1799-3610 (603 amino acids)
Biological process (GO): activation of GTPase activity; regulation of small GTPase mediated signal transduction
Cellular component (GO): cytoplasm
Molecular function (GO): GTPase activator activity
Source: RefSeq, a predicted model, not a curated record
ACUCUGCCCUGAAAUCUACGUUCUCUGCAUGCAGCAGCAAGAUCUUGGAUCUCUGCCUCACAAAGCAGGAAGGACAGCAGGCCCAACCCACAUCACAUGUUCCAUAUGUAAACCUAUUUACAGGUUCUGUAAAAUGUAGUUGCAGAGAGGAUGAUGGUGCUCUUCCCAAGGAUGAAUGGUUACGGGCAAGAGGCAAUAGAGAAGAGGAGGAGUGUCUUCUGGACGUCAGAAACAAAGUUUUCAAUGUCAGAACAAUUGAAUGUUGCUGUUACUUGCCCAGGGAAGUGGCUGAAUCACCUUGGCUGGAAAUAUUCAAGACUCAGCGAAGUUUAAGCCCUUGCUUUCUGAGAGUCUGAACCAGUGAUCUCCCCUUCCAGCCUGGGCUUGUUUAUGUUUCUAAACUUCUAAUAUUCUUUCCCCUUAGAACUGACAUUUUGUCUGCUGACAGAUAAAGGAUUUUCAACUCUGUUUGUUACUCAUUCUUAACUUUUGAGAGAAUUUCAGUGAAGACGCAAGACUGAACAACCCUGUAAAGAGGAAGAAGUCAGGCUUCUGGUGUAAGUGCAUCAUUUUGCAAGACUAUCAUCUAAAUGGGAAAAUCAGUUUGUUUCUUAUAGCUUUUCUGUUUGCCCAAUGUUGAGAACACCUCAACUGCUUAUGAGCAUUGGACAAAAUUGUUUUCACAGUUUCUCUGCACAGAAAGCAUGACUGAGUGGAAUCUGAUGCCUGAUUACUGACAACAGCCUCCAUCUAACGAGGCAGCUUAUAGGCUGGUAGUUGUAAAACUGUUCCUUAGAGACAAAUGAUUUAAAUUCUACCAGGUUGAGAUGGGAAUUAAAAUACACUUCAGGCAUGGCUAAGCAUUCUACUUACUGAAGUAGUAGUAAAAAAGCAUCACUACCAGAAGAAUUAUUUUCAAAGAAAAUAUUUCCAGUUUUUAAAGCAGUGAGUUAAAGUGUGAUUUGAUGAGGCAGCUGAAUAAAACCGUUAGGUAACUUCUGUGGAAAAUUGUAGCCCUUUCUCCUUUUGCCUGCCAGCUGUCAAAGCAUGUCCUCCUUGCAGGUAUCCUAGCACACAGCUGACCCUUUGCUGAGCCAGCUGUGCUAUCUAAGCUUUCCAAAAAGUAUUUAUGUUUUUCCAGAAUGGAUUGUUUGCCAGUUCAGUGGGCUGAAUCUGAUAAGCAAAGGAUCAUCUAACUGCUAGAUCCCCAUUCAAGGGAAGAAGCGCAAAUGCAUAGCUGGAGUGGUGGAAGGAAAGUAUAGGAGAGCAGAAAUAAGUUUUAGUUCUGCAGUGUGUGCCUUUUGAUCAACCCAGCCCAAAACACUGGAGUAGAAGGAAGUUCUUUGUUUGACUGAGUGAACGCCAAAGCCCUGCAGAAAGGUCUAGAAUCUUAAGACUCACCUUGUCCUCAGCAGAGCCUUUUAAUUAUGUCAGGGAUUGUUAGCUCAGAUUGAAGCCUUUAGUCAACUUCCAGCUCCAGUAUGGGCACUGACUAUUGUUCAAUCUUAAUUUGAAUUACUUAUCCUUCUGCAGAGAGCUCAGGCACUGCAGUCUUCAGCAUGAUCUGCUGCUGGGAGGAGGUGUGUAAAAGCAGCUUUGGGGCAGGACCUUUUUGCCAAGUUAGGAGAAAGUUACAAAGGUUCUGCUUAGUCACCUUUGUGAAGAAUGACUUCAGUUUUUCUGCUGAGACUACUCCAUAUCAGGAACAUGUAUCUGUUGGAUAGCCAUUACCAAUGAUGGGAACUUUGCAGGUUAUGAGUAAACUGACAGGGAAUGACAGCUUCUUCAUAGACAAGAAAUGGUCUGGAAAGAAGCUGAAAACAGCAGAAGGAGGUCUGAGGAGGGAGUGUGUUGUGUCAGUGAUGUUAUAGACUCUCCCAUUCAAGGCAUUCCAUCUGCUCUUGCUUCUGCUGCUCCCAACAAGACUGUGGACUUGUUUGAGAUGAUUGAAAAAAUGCAGGGGAGUCGUCUGGAUGAACAAAGAUGUUCCCUUCCAGCUCCUCUCAAGACGGAGGAAGAGUAUAUUCCUUACCCCAGCAUCCAUGAGGUAUUACAGAAAGGGUGGCCAUAUCCUCUCAUUAUCUUACCCCAGUUUGGGGGCUACUGGAUUGAAGGGACAAGCCACAACCUCUCCAGUCCAACUCUGUCUGAUGUACCCUUUCCCUGGAGUGUUAAAGUGAAACUGGAGAGUGACCCCACAGCCAAGCUAUACCGCAAGCAUUUCCUAGGGAAGGAGCACCAGAACUUUUAUUCCAGUGAUGUGUCCUUGGGCUACUUGAUACUUUCUGUGAAGUAUGAACAGUCUGAGAAACAGGAAAAUCUACGCUUGUUGCUGAGGACGCGAACUGGCACCAAACAUGAUCUGAUCCCCAUUUCCUGUCUGAAUGAGUUUCCCAAUGCUGUCCAGAUGGCAAAGCUACUGUGUGAAGACGUGAAUGUUGAACGCUUCUUUCCUGUCCUAUAUCCCAAGGCUUCACAGCUUAUUGUUGCAUUUGAUGAACAUGUCAUAAGCAAUAACUUCAAAUUUGGGGUAAUCUACCAGAAACCUGGACAGACAACUGAAGAAGAAGUCUUCAGUAACACGGAAGAGAGUCUGGGUUUCCUGGAGUUCUUGGAUUUCCUUGGGGACAAGAUUCAGCUGCAGGAUUUCCGUGGGUUCCGGGGAGGUUUGGAUGUCAUUAGAGGUCAAACAGGCACCGAAUCAGUUUAUACAAAUUUCCGGGGCAAAGAGAUCAUGUUUCAUGUAUCUACAAAACUGCCCUUCGCAGAAGGAGAUUCCCAACAGCUUCAGAGGAAGCGUCACAUUGGAAAUGACAUUGUAGCCAUCAUCUUCCAGGAUGAAAGCACACCUUUUGUGCCUGAUAUGAUUGCUUCUAAUUUCCUGCACGCGUAUGUGGUAGUUCAGCUCACUCACAGCAGCAGUGGGGAGACUCUCUACAAGGUUUCAGUCACAGCCAGAGAUGAUGUGCCCUUCUUUGGACCUUCUCUACCAAAUCCAGCCAUAUUUAGAAAGAGUGCAGAGUUUCGUGAAUUCCUUCUUGUCAAGCUCAUCAAUGCUGAAUACAGCUGCUAUCGAGCUGAAAAAUUUGCUAAAUUAAAGGAGAGAACCCGAAGUGCCCUCUUGGAGAGCCUUUUUCAGGAGCUGCAGCUUCGCAGCCGCUGUAUGAUGGGAUUGCCCAUAGAGGAAGAUGACAAGACAGAGAAUGGCAGUGGGGGCUUCUUUGAGAAUUUCAAGCGGGUGAUCAGAGGCCGCAGCCAGAGCCUGGAUACCAUGGGGAUAUCCAUGAGAAAGCAGCAGCCAGCCACCAUGCCCAGCCGCCCGACGACAGCUGGCCUUGCUCUAAGCCAGAGUGUUGCCGAGGGCCCUAAGGCCAUUGCUGCGUCUUUUGCAUUGCCUGGUAGGAGCCCAUCACGUACUCGAACCAGCCGUUUCCAUGGGCGACGGAGUAGUGCCAUUGGCAUUGAGAACAUACAGGAAGAAAAGAGGGACACUGCAGAGAGGAUACAGAAGGGGGUAGACAGUCCAGAAACUUUGCUUGACCUGAAAUCUGAUGGAUCAUCCAGUCCCAGCUCCCCAGAGUUCCCCAGCAGGAAGAGCAAACACUUCUGAGUGGGGACAUCAAGCCAAUCGGGAGUGGACUGGAUGCUGCUAAUUGGUUACCUCACUGAAGAUACUGGCAAGACUUUUUGGGUGAAAUGAGAGUCCUGGCUAAGAGGAGCAUGAACUCAGAGGACCUCAAGGACUGUGGAAAGACCAAGUGACACCACAUAAUGCUCUGCUGUCAGUCCCUGGAGCAGAAAUCAUGGAGAGGGAGAAAGACAGAGAGAUUCUAUUGGAGUAUUUUGACUCUAGGCCCUUCCCAUUGUCCAAUCAGCAGUCACUG